AUGCCUAUUUACACCUUUGAUUCGAAGGGAAAUCGGCAUGAGGAUCAUCCCUAUAUUAAGGUGGACUGCUACUACAGCGGCUACGUGGAGGGGGCGCCCGACUCCGACGCGGUGAUCUCCACCUGCUCCGGCCUUCGGGGAUACGUGCAGAUCGGGAACGUCAAGUACGAAAUCCAGCCGGUGGAAAAUUCCCCGACGUUCCAGCACCUUCUUUAUCGGAAGGAUCCGACGGAGCACGUGCCCUGCAAGCACACUCCUGAGGAUCAGGCGAUGCGAGAGCAGGCCGAGGCAGACGGGGGCGCGGCUGUGGAGGAUGGGAUCCUGUUCUCAGAGAGCAAUCCAGAGUUUCCUGGAAAAAACGCACUCUCGAGAUAUCUGGAGUAUUUUGCAGUUUGCGACAACGCCAUGUUCCAGCGCGAGAGGCGCAACGAGACGCGGGUGGCGCUGGCCGUGCUCCAGAGCAUGUCCGUCCUUCACAGUGUAUAUGACGACAUUGGGCUGCACGUGGUUCUGACGGGAAUGGAGCUGUGGACGGAGCGGGACCGGCUGAACAUGGAAUACGAGCUCGACAAAAGCCUGGAGGCGCUUCACAGCUACGCCGUGUCCGAGCUGUGGUGGAAAACCCACUUCAACCACGCGGGUUUAUUCACGGCGGUGGGUGAGGACAGCUCCUUCUCGCCGUCACGACAGGGCAGUCUUUGCAUCCACAACUAUGUCUCUGUCUCCGCUGUCACGCUGGGCCACGUCCUCGGCUUCGCCCACGAUGACCCCCUGGGGCAGGGCGAUGGCGGCAUCUGCGACUGCAACUGCACCUCGAGGCCCGGCCGGUGCAUCAUGUUCUCGGCAGCGGCCGAGUGCCACAGGCUGAGCAACUGCAGCCGGAACGCCUACUACAGGUUCCUGGCCAAGCAGGGGAGGAACUGCUUCCUGAACUUCCCCAAGGACAUGUUCGUGAUGAAGGCCUGCGGCAACGGAGUGCUGGAGGGCAACGAGGAGUGUGACUGCGGGAGGGAUGAGGAGUGCCGGAGCAACGGCUGUUGCCAGGAUGAUUGCAAGCGGAAGCCGGGCGCUGACUGUCUUUCUGGACCCUGCUGUGAAAAUUGUAAGAUCGCAAACGAGGGGAAGGUGUGCCGGGAAGCGGCCUCGGGGUGCGACCUCCCGGAAUACUGCACCGGGGAAUCCGGCAGCUGCCCGCCCGACGUGCACAAGCAAGAUGGCAUGCCCUGCGGCGCCCGCAACACCUGCUACCUGGGCGCAUGCCUGGACUCCAAGCAGCACUGCACCGCCCUCUUCGGCAGAGAUGCCAACCCGGCCCCGCUGAGCUGCUACAAGGAGGUGAACAGCCGUGGCGACCGGACGGGCAACUGCGGCAAGGAUCGUUCCGGAUACAAGAAAUGCAAAGAGGAGUACGAUCGCUCAGACGUCUUCUGCGGGAGGAUCCAGUGCGUCGACGUCAAGAAGCUGCCGAGAAUCGCAGCCGGACAGGCCGUCCUGCAGACCCCCGUGGGCAGCGAGGUCUGCUGGGGCAUCGAGUUUCAGGGGAAGAGCGACCUGCACGACCUCGGAGCCGUGAGGGACGGGUCGCCGUGUGGCGAGAACAAGAUAUGUGUCAACAGAACCUGCGUUCACCUGAAAAUUCUGAAUCACGACUGCGAUUUCUCAAAAUGCAACCACCAGGGGGUGUGCAACAGCAAGAGGAACUGCCACUGCCGCUACGGGUGGGCCCCCCCCUCCUGCACUGGCAGGGGAUACGGGGGGAGCAUCGACAGCGGCCCCCCUCCAGAGAGAAGGAAAUCGAAAAGGUCCCUGAUGCUGGGGUCCCUCAUCGGGGUCGCCCUGCUCCUGCUGGCCCUGGGCCUCGUGCUGAGGAAGUACCUCCACUCGUGGAACUGGCUCGGAAGGCUGAUCAAGGAGAAGGCCUCCCUGGAACCGAUGGAUUCGCUUUCUUCUCCGGAAGCGACGGACACGCUUUCUUCUCCAGAGCCGAUGGAUUCGCUUUCUUCCCCAGAAAAUAUGAACCUGGGCUCCCAGGAACAGAGGAAGCUCCGCCGGGCUGCUGGUCCGCUGGGCCCAAGCCAGGAACUGGGCCCCCUCGCGGUGUGGGCCUGGCGGGGAGCCAGACAGACGGGCGGCGUCGGGCUGCUUCCGACCGUCCAGCUCACGGGUCGGCCCCAUGUGGGUGGUUCGUGGCAUCCGUGUCACGGCGGAGAGCCGUAUGCUCAUAGCCUGCUCCAGAUGCGGACGGGCCCAGAGAGCCUUGGGAGUCAAAGGGAGGAGACGCUGCGACGUCCCUGUGCUCCCUCAGGCCGAGCGGCCCAUGCUCAGCACCAAGCUGAGACAAUCCUGCCCGUUGUCGCUCUUCCCGUGGGGCCGUCAGCAAUCAAAGCCCGUCAUCAGCCGUCAGGAGGGCCUGAGGGCCGGGGGGACCUUUCAGUCUGGGCGCCAGGAGAAGACCAGGGGCUUCUGCGAAGACAGGAGAGGGGGCCCAAAGUGGAUGGCGCUCGGCAGAGCAGGGGAAGCCGUGGGAAGAAGCCAAUGCGCCUCGACGAGAACGCAGGAAUUGCUGGAAGCCAACACGGAUUUCUCCGGAACAAAUCCUGCCAGAUGAACUUGUCUUCGUCGUUCGACUGGGCAGCCUCCCUGACCGACCGUGGGGAUGCUGUGGACAUAAUCGAGCUGGGGUUUGCCAACAUGUGGAACAAACUCCCCCCAGACAUCCUGAGUGCCAGACCAGCGAAAAGCGGGCUAGAUGGUGCAAACUUUAGGUAG
This is a messenger RNA of Varanus komodoensis (Komodo dragon), 2769 nucleotides long. RefSeq names its product disintegrin and metalloproteinase domain-containing protein 21-like. Bases 1 to 2769 code for a protein of 922 amino acids. The record is from RefSeq and is a predicted model, not a curated record. NCBI's taxonomy places the organism in Eukaryota, Metazoa, Chordata, Lepidosauria, Squamata, Varanidae. Gene Ontology annotation, molecular function: metalloendopeptidase activity. Gene Ontology annotation, biological process: proteolysis. The transcript is spliced from 19 exons.